AUGAAGGGAAUCAUUGCAGCUCUGGUAGCUGCGCCUCUGGCCGCCGGUUCGCCAUUAUUCAUUGAUACGAUUCACAGCGAGGCUGCUCCCAUCGUCUCCAGUGUCAACUCGGAGCACGUUCCUGACUCAUACAUCGUCGUCUUCAAGGACCACGUUUCGAAGGCUGCAGCAGAGGCUCAUCACGCCUGGGUGCAAGACAUCCAUGAAACAGGCCAUAAUGAGCGGCUAGAGCUCCGAAAGCGAGGUUUACUCGACGACAUAGUGGCAUACUCUGGCCUCGGGCAUGUCUAUCAUAUGCCAGGCAAGCUCCUGGGCUAUUCAGGCCACUUCGACCCGGCGACCAUCGAGCAAGUUCGGGCCUCGCCAGACGUCGAGUACAUAGAGCUGGACUCGGUCGUGACUGUCCAGAAAGACACCCCUGAGCUCGAAAAGAACGCGCCUUGGGGUCUUGCUCGGAUAAGUCAUCGUGAAGCUCUUGGAUUCGGCACUUUUAACAAAUACCUGUACUCCGAGGAUGGCGGCGAGGGCGUCGAUGCCUACGUCAUUGACACCGGCACCAACGUCGACCAUGUCGAUUUCGAAGGCCGUGCCAAGUGGGGAAAAACCAUUCCUCCCGGAGAUGAGGAUGCCGACGGCAAUGGACACGGCACUCAUUGCUCUGGCACUGUCGCUGGCAAGAAAUUUGGUGUCGCAAAGAAGGCCAAUGUCUACGCUGUCAAGGUCCUGAAAUCGAACGGUAGUGGCACCAUGGCCGACGUUGUCAAGGGUGUCGAGUGGGCUGCAACUGCUCACACUGAUACUGUCAGCGCCGCCAAGAAGGGCAAGAAGAAGGGCUUCAAGGGCUCCGUCGCAAACAUGUCUCUCGGUGGUGGAAAGUCCCGCACUCUCGAUCUCGCUGUCAACGCUGCGGUUGAUGUCGGUCUUCACUUCGCUGUCGCCGCCGGCAACGACAAUGCCGAUGCUUGCAAGUACUCCCCAGCUGCUGCUGAGAACGCCGUCACCGUCGGUGCCUCAACUCUGGCUGAUGAGCGUGCCUACUUCUCCAACUUCGGCGAGUGCACCGACAUCUUCGCGCCCGGUCUCAACAUUCUGUCCACAUGGGUUGGUUCAAAGUACGCCACGAACAUCAUCAGCGGUACCUCGAUGGCUUCCCCUCACAUCUGUGGCCUGUUGGCAUACCUGCUCUCUCUGCAGCCAGCCUCUGACUCAGCUUACGCGGUUGCCGAGAUCACUCCCAAACGGCUCAAGGCCGACAUCAUUGCUAUUAGCACCCGAAAUGCUCUCUCGGACAUUCCCUCCGAUACCCCCAACAUCCUCGCUUGGAACGGUGGUGGCAAGACCAACUACUCUUCUAUCAUCGAGGAAGGUGGAUACCGUGUUACUCGCGCGGAGGGUCUCGAACUCGAGCGCCUGCGCGUUGAGUAA
This is a messenger RNA of Cyphellophora attinorum, 1425 nucleotides long. RefSeq names its product Alkaline protease 2. Gene Ontology annotation, biological process: proteolysis. NCBI's taxonomy places the organism in Eukaryota, Fungi, Ascomycota, Eurotiomycetes, Chaetothyriales, Cyphellophoraceae. The transcript has 4 exons. The record is from RefSeq and is a predicted model, not a curated record. The coding region runs from base 1 to 1425 and encodes 474 amino acids. Gene Ontology annotation, molecular function: serine-type endopeptidase activity.